UCUAUCUAUCUGUAUGUCUGUCUAUCCAUCUCCCUAUUUUGUAAUUUGCCAGUUCACCAGGGAGGGUGAAGGCUAGCAGGUGCUUCCUCUGAGCUACUGCAUCUUUUUUCAAACUGCUGUACAUGCCACAUCACAGGGCAGUAGCUGAGCACUAGCUGUCCCUUUCUAUAUACAUGAACUCACAGAUGCCCAUAACUGCAUAAUGUCACUCUGAUUGAUAGGAGAGAGAGAAUAAUGUCAUCUGUCCCACUUCUGUCUCAUAUCUCAUAUCUAACUACCUGUUGUUGGUGUUGUUCGUCUUCUUCUUCUUCUUCUUCUUCUUCUUCUUCUUUUGUUACAACAUUUCUGUUUGUGUUUUUGUAUAUUUUUCCCACAAAUACAUGUGGCAAAACCUGGGGCCACUUCCCUUUGUAAGGUUUAUGCAUUUCGUAAGGAUUCUGCUUCUGUAAACCUCACUUCCUUUUUUUCUCUUUCCAUCACUCUUCAUCUCUCUGUGUAAUAUGUGCUGAACAGACAGAAAGACAGGAGAGACUGUAAGACCACUUUGGCACUGUUGAAUGUCCAGUAUUCUUGGUGACAAUGGCAACACCUGCAGACUAUAGUUCCCAAUCUGUUUCAGAUUAUCUGGACUAUAACGAAACAGAUGAAAAUUCCUCACCCUGCAAUCUGGCAGAAACAUGGCGUUUCAUUCGUCUGUUUGCCCCUACAGCCUACAUCAUGAUCUUCAUCCUGGCUGUACUGGGUAACGUGCUAGUGCUGUUUGUAAUCCGCCGCUAUCGUCAGUCCCACCACAGUCCCUGCUCCUUCUCGCUGACCGACACAUUCCUGCUCCACCUGGCCAUCUCUGACCUUCUGCUAGCCCUGACGCUGCCCUUCUUUGCAGGCCAGUGGAUCAGUGAGUGGGUGUUCACCACAGGCGUAUGUAAAGUGGCAGGUGCACUCUUUUCACUGAAUGUCUACUGCGGCGUGCUCUUCCUUGCCUGCAUCAGCUUUGAUCGCUACUUGGCUAUCGUCCAUGCCAUCCACACCAGCUGGAGGCACAAUACAUGCCUGGCUCAGUUAGCCUGUGCACUGAUCUGGAUCUGCUGCAUCGGUCUUGCUGCCAUUGACAUCCAUUUCCGAACUGUGGUGGUGCUACCUGGCUAUGAUAAGCAAGUGUGCAUUUUAGACUUCAAAAGUGAGAGUUUUAAACAAUGGCAGCUAAGCCUGCAGCUCGUCAACCUGCUGCUAGGCUUUGGCCUCCCACUACUGGUAAUGCUCUACUGCUACUUACGCAUUUUCCACACAUUGUGUCACACAAGCACACGCAGGCAGAAGCGACGCUCCCUCAGGCUCAUCAUCUGCCUAGUGGCCGUGUUUGUGUUUUGCUGGGCACCAUACAACAUCUUUAAGAUGGUUGACAGCUUGAUGAUACUGGAAAUAGUGAGUUCCAGCUGCGAGCUGCACUACGUGCUUGAUAUCGGCAUCAUGGUGACAGAGACCCUGGGACUGGCUCACAGCGCCCUCAACCCACUGCUAUACGGCUUUGUGGGUGUCAAGUUCCGCCGUGAGCUUUUCCAGAUGUUCAAGACAGCUUUGAGUUCUGCUAAAUGCCUUGGGUUGACCAAAUGGGCGCAGGAUCAAGGAAUCACUCGCAGGCCAACAGGUUCCUUCAGCUCUGUGGAGAGCGAGAACACCUCCUACUUCUCAGUUGUGGCAUAAGUAAAGCGAUUGCUGGGCAUUUUUGUUUGUUUGUUUUCAUUUCAUUUGAGAGAAAAAAAAUGUACAUAUUGUUUGUAAAACAAAAAUUAUUUUUGUAAUCCCAAUAUUAUAUUGUUGUUUUGCUAUAUAAACAAAUUUUGCAUUUUCCCCUUUUUUUUUACAGUUUAAUUAAGAAGGAUAUAUAUUUCAUGUUUUAUUGAUAGUUUAGUAAGCAUAAAUGCCACUGCUAAAAAAAUGUUGUCUUAAGCAGGAAGUGAAACUAUUUUCAGAUUUUCAUUUUAAUUUCUCUCUUCUUAUUUUUCAAAGCAAUAUUUCCAAGUAAUGUUUCCAACCAUCUUGUCAAGAAGCUAAGUCAUCAGUUCCAUACAUAGCUUUUUUUUUUUUUUUUUUUUUUUUUUUUUAAAGAGGCAAACGUUCUACUGGUGCAGCCAAACCAGAAGCUCAUUAAAAACUACACUGUAUUAGUAUUUUGUUUUGGAUGAUAGAUUCCCAUGUAUUAACUGUAUUAAUGCACCAGUUGAAAUGGGUUUGAAAUAUGGUGCUAAUGGUAUUUUCCUCUCAACUUGUUUGAAAUUUGUAAAAACAUGCUAGUGUUGAUUUCUUGUCAUGAUAUAGUAUACAUCAUAUACUACACUCUAAAGAAUUUUGUUUCUCUGGCUUUCUUUUUUUUUUGCCUAUACCUGCUUUGAAGUAGAAGAUGUAUUUUAUAGCUGUUCUCAACAAUUUUCAGCACAGAAAGUUAAGACAUGGAGACCUGUAGUUCUCAGUUAAUGUGUUUCCAGAAGAACAAGUUAGAUGUCUUACUUUUGCAGGUGAAGCACAGUAAUAAGCUUUGUUUUUUCAUAAAACAAAAUAAAAAAAAAACAUUGUUAGCUCAUAUUUAAUAAAUCAUGAUUAAAUUCUAACUGGUUAUUAGAGAAACUUUUGUAAUUCUGUUAACUCAGAACCAGUUAUUCUGCUCAAUAAAGCAAAUAAAUUGUCUUUACUUGGGUUGAAGGUAUGUAGUGGACUGGCACUUGCAGAUUCUGAGCUGGGAUUACUGCUUGUGUGGAGUGUCUGUGCAUGUUCUCCCCAUGUCUCCCGGGCUUUUGUCUGGGUACUUUGGUUUCCGCCCACUUCCCAAAAACAUGUCAGUAGGUGGAUCAGCUAUACGCCUAUUUGCUGCCUCACGUCCAGUGUUCCCCGGAUAAUCUCUAGAUCCACCACAACCAUGACCAGAAUAAAGCAGUUACUGAAAAAGUAUUAAUUAAUAAAUGAACAGGACAACGAUCUGAAGCGUACUUCUAAGCUAUGCAAGAACUAUUAGGUAAAUAAACAAUGUACUGUCAGAGUACUGUCAUUGAUUGCCAUUGUCAUUGAUUAGCUAGCACAACUGCCAGAUCUCAGCCCUACUGAGCUUUUGUGGGGGGAGAUUCACUGUAAAGUCAGAGAUAAACUGCUCUACUGUACAAGCCAGUCACUAUUCUUGGAAGAUAAACUGAAGGCAUGGGUUGAAAUUUGUAGAAUGAAUUAUGUCUGCAAAGCUUUAACUGUAGCAAAUGGAGGAUUCUUUGAUGAUUUGAACUGUUAUAUUAAAUAAAAAAUGAAUAGUCUUUACAUAAGGUCUAAUGUAUUGACUAUAAUUAUGAUCAAUUUAUUGCUUAAUUUUAAAAAUUGUAUGCAAUCUUUCAAAAAAAAAUUCAAAACUUUUGCACAAUGCUGACUAGUAAAUAUACAGCGGUAUAAAGUGUAAAGACAUAAAGUGUCUUAUUAAGGGAAUUGUUGGGAAUUGUUGUCUUAUGGUGGGAAUUUUGUUCUGACUUGUAGAAAUAUGCUAUUGCAAGCUGCUAACAUGGUUUGGGCUGUGUCCUUCACUGCACAGAUUAUUACAGUUUUCCUUAAUUACUUAGAUAACUACAACCCUUACCUUUUACCUGAGUAAAAGCAUUACUCAUAGCAAGCAUAAAAGAACCCUAAAUACUCCAAACUCAAAUCAAUCACAUGUGCAAAAACUUACAAAGUCAAUCAGUAGAUCACUGUUACUAACUGGACAGUUCCCUUUAAAACUUUGCAUAGACCUCGUACUUUAAAUGUUCCUUUUAAAAGGAAACCUAUAUCUUUUCCUUAGAGGCACUUAAUAUCUCCUUAGUACCCUGUCAAAACCUGAAAGUGUCACAGAGGAAAUAUUCUGAAAGACAGCAGCAAUCUUCAGAUUUAAUGCAUUAUUACUCCUAACUAUGCUGACUCCCUUUUGAGUCGGAUUCCUCUCAAGGUUUCUUCCUCAUGUCAUCUCAGUUGAGUUUUUCAUUCCCACUGUCGCCUCUGGCUUGCUCAGUAGGGAUACAUUUAUAAAUUUAAAAUUUAUAUCUGGAAUUUAGAUAUUUCUGUAAAGCUGCUUUGUCCAUUGUAAAAUUUACAGAAUUCAGAGUUUAGAAUUCUCACUUCUGAGUUAAGUCGUAUGCAGCAUUAUCCAACAAGGAAAUUGGCUCUUUUUAUUGGAAAGGCAGGACUAACAUAACACAGCUACAAUAUUGACCUUUACGUGCUGCCCCAGUCAUAUUUUGAGCAGUGGCAUAUUUCUACCCAUAGCAUCUUGGGUCAAUUUAUGUAUAAAGAACUAUACACAGAUCAGCCAUAACAUUAAAACCACUGACAGGUGAAGUGAAUAACAUGGAUUAUCUCGUUACAAUAGCACCUGUCAAGGAGUGAGAUAUAAUAGGCAGCAAGUGAACAGUCAGUUCUCGAAGUUGAUGUGUUCGAAGGAGGAAAAAUGGGCAAGCGUAAGGAUCUGAGUGACUUUGACAAGGGCCAAAUUGUGAUGGCUAGAUGACUGGGUCAAAGCAUCUCCAAAAUAGCAGGUCUUGUGGGGUGUUCCUGGUACGCAGUGGUUAGUACCUACCAAAAGUGAUCCAAGCAAGGACAACCGGUGAACCAGCGACAGGGUCAGGGGCGCCCAAGGCUCAUUGAUGCGUGUGGGGAGCGAAGCCUAGCCUAUCCGCUCCGAUCCCACAGAAGAGCUACUGUAGCACAAAUUGCUGAAAACGUUAAUGAUGUCUAUGAUAGAAAGGUGUCAGAACACACAGUGCAUCGCAGCUUGCUGUGUAUGGGGAUGCGUAGCCACAGACCGGUCAGAGUGCCCAUGCUGACCCCUGUCUACCACUGAAAGUACCUACAAUGGCCAUGUGAGCACCAGGACAGGACAAUGGCACAGUGGAAGAAGGUAGCCUGGUUUGAUGAAUCAUGUUUUCUUUUACAUCAUGUGGAUGGCUGGGUGCGUGUGCGUCGCUUACCUGGGGAAGAGAUGGCACCAGGAUGCACUGUGGGAAGAAGGCAAGCCAGCGGAGGCAGUGUGAUGCUCUGGGCAAUGUUCUGCUGGGAAAGCUUGGGUUCUGGUAUUCAUGUGGAUGUUACUUUGACACGUACCACCUACCUAAACAUUGCUGCAAACCAGGUACACCCCUUCAUGGCAAUAGUAUUCCCUAAUGGCAGUGGCCCCUUUCAAAAGGAUAAUGCUCCCUGCCACACUGCAAAAAUUGUUCAGGAAUGGUCUGAGGAACAUGACAACGAGUUCAAGGUGUUGAAUUGGCCUCCAAUUUCCCCAGAUCUCAAUCCGAUCAACCAUCUGUGGGAUGUGCUGGACAAACAAGUCUGAACCAAGGAGGCCCCACCUCACAACUUACAGGACUUAAAGGAUCUGCUGCUAAUGUCUUGGUGCCAAAUACCACAGCACACCUUCACAGGUCGUACAAAACAGUCGUACAAAAACAAGAUGGUCCAUCGCAAAAGUUAACAUUUUUUAAAUGGAUACUAUUUAAUAAUUUUUAUAUGGUGUAUAGUUGUUUGUAUUAGUUCUGUAUUUUAAUAUUUCAGUGUUUCACAUACUGAUAUGGCCAGUCUAUUAGUUACUAUAUUUUCAUAACCAAUAAUCUGGUAACUCAGUGUAUACACAGUAUAUACAGUACGGCAAUUUAAAAAGGAUAUUGUCCAUUGAAAACUAAAUAUCUGCCAUUGACAGUUUGGCAGUUUGGUUGCUACAUUACAUGUCUGUAAUGUAGCAACACACGCAGUGUAUGUUUAUGAUGGUGUUUAUUCACAGGAGCUGUAAUGAUCAUGAGUAUUUUACAGUGGUUACAAGCUACAGGCUGGGUCUGUGCUUAGAAAAAACAAAAGUAUUUUAUUGUGUAUAUUGUAUUAUGAGUAGUCGUUGUGUAAAGUAUUGUAUUUGUGAGUGUUGUAUUUUCCUAUAGACUAGAGGUUGUGUAUUGAUGACAAAGAUUAUAGUGUUUAGUGAUGUAAGAAGUUAAAAUCAAACCCUUUAGUCACUUGCUGCAGUAGUGUCUUUGUGUACACUAAUGAAAUUAUCCAGAAAAGCCUAGACUUUACAUGUCAUGUGUGUAAAUAAAUGCAAUGUGCCACAUCUCAAGUUGUUUCUUUCCCAGAAUUGUAUUGCUGUAAAGGAGAAGAGGACUAUAAUAAUGAGAAAAUGUAUAAUAAAAUUGGGAGGGCGAAAAAGGAAAAUGUGUCUUAUGGGAUAACAUGUUCAAUUAUCUCCAGAUCCAGUAGCACUUACAGUUUUACUCCUGAUGGUUGCAGUUCCACUGCGUGUUAAACAGCAGCUGCUUGUGCGUUUGGAGUGUCAGGGAAUAAAUCAUACCUGGAAAUUAAGCUAAUGUAAUGCAUAAUGUAAUAAACUUGGAUGAUUUUCAAAGUUAAGAUCAUCAUAACUGGGAGAGAGAGCGUGUGUGUUGCAGUGCUUUUGGAAACUCAGCUCUGAUCACAUACUAAAAAAUUCAGCGAAAUUAUUCUGUAGCUGUAGUCUGCAAUUAGUGUGUCUACACUUACACAACUGCAUAGCUUUUGUCUGGCUGUU
Messenger RNA from Pangasianodon hypophthalmus (striped catfish), 6550 nucleotides. RefSeq names its product chemokine (C-X-C motif) receptor 3, tandem duplicate 2 (gene cxcr3.2). Gene Ontology annotation, molecular function: chemokine receptor activity. The coding region runs from base 580 to 1701 and encodes 373 amino acids. Gene Ontology annotation, biological process: G protein-coupled receptor signaling pathway; chemotaxis; immune response. The record is from RefSeq and is a predicted model, not a curated record. The transcript is spliced from 2 exons. Gene Ontology annotation, cellular component: membrane. Lineage: Eukaryota; Metazoa; Chordata; Actinopteri; Siluriformes; Pangasiidae.